AUGGCCGAGCACGUCCUCGAGCCCUUUCUCAUUCUCGCUCGCGGAACAAAGGGGGCAGGCGCGGCCAAAGUCAUCCUCGACGCUACAGCUGCGCCCCGCGUGUACACCUUCGGCGAGCUACUCGAUGUCCCGAGCAUCAAGGAGUUAGAGCACGACCCAACGCACGCUAAGAGCUAUCGCCUCCUCCAGCUCUUCGCUUAUGGCACCCUCGCCGACUACAAUGCAUCGCCCGACACCUUCCCACCACUCUCUCCCUCUCACAUUGUCAAGCUCAAGCACCUCUCUCUCUUGUCUCUUGCGCUUCAGAUCCGUUCCCUCCCCUAUGCCGAGCUCACGCCCGCCCUCCAGACAGAGAAUACACCCGAGCUGGAGGCGCUGAUCAUUGACACCAUCUACGCCGGACUUCUAGCCGGCAAGAUUCAUCACCACGAGCAGGUCUUGCACGUCGACUCGGUCACAGGGCGGGACCUGCGUCCCGAGCAGCUAGCCAGCGUUAAGGCUGGUCUCGAGACGUGGUGUGGGAAUGUGGAAUCGCUUCUCUCCGCGCUGGACGAGCAGAUUGCGGCAGCGCGUAAGCGCGCCGAAGACGACAAAGAGCGCGACGGGCUGUUCCAGGCAUCUCUAGACAAAACGUACGCUGAAGUGCGCAAGGAGGCUAUCAAGCGUGGCAAGGCGUUUGGGCGGUUCGCAGAAGAGCGUGCAGACGCCAUAGAUGUCGACGAGGAGUUUGGCGACGAGACAGCGCGGCGGUAAGUGCGUGAGCCUGUCAGCGACGCUAAUGGCAGUUCACGAAGCGUUGCGCAGCGCAGUGUCGAGUCUUUCGAUGAGCGGGCCAAGAAGCGCGUGCGGGAUUAGAGAUGAUGUGUGUAUAACAGAUGUACAGCUGUCAU
Molecule: messenger RNA, 890 nt
Organism: Cutaneotrichosporon oleaginosum
Lineage: Eukaryota; Fungi; Basidiomycota; Tremellomycetes; Trichosporonales; Trichosporonaceae
Cellular component (GO): COP9 signalosome
Source: RefSeq, a predicted model, not a curated record